UGCACAACACAAAUAAUCUGCCUUUGUAGCUCUGCUUUUAUUUCCUCAGGGUGCUAUGUGGAAAGUUGUGCUUCUGGCUGUGUGUCUGCUGGCAAAUGAAGUUCACACCAUGGACAACCCAGUGUAUGGCGUCAAGCUCUGUGGUCGUGAGUUCAUUCGAGCAGUCAUCUUCACUUGUGGUGGCUCACGAUGGAGACGAUCGCUCAGGACUUCAGCAGAAGACCUAUUCAGCGCCCAUCAAGAUUCCUCAGGGGAACUGAGUCACAAUCCUGUGAUGGAGAGUAAACGCUACAGAAACAGAGAUCUGGAUAUCCUAUCAAGUGAAAACCAAGAGAGAAUUUUCAGCCGGCCAACUCGUUCUUUUAUCACAGAGGAGAUUCUCGAAGCCCUGCGGAAGGCAGAUCGCAAGGGCCGGGAAGUGGUUUUGGGUCUUUCCAAUGCAUGCUGCAAGUGGGGCUGCAGCAAGAGUGAGAUCAGCUCCCUUUGCUGAGAACUGAACACAACAAUCACACAAACAGACAUGCAUACCAGUACAUCAUUGUGAAAUUAUCAUGAAUAUUAAACACAUCAAUGUAUACGGUAAUUUUUUUCUUAUGAAACUUUGGCCAUUUUAUAUCAUUGUAAAAACAUUAACUUAACAGUUUUAUUUGUCAGAUGGAUGAAUUCUACUAGAACUGUCAUGGUACAUGUUUGUUCCAUAUGGCAUUCAAUGCUUUGAUAACACAUUUUUGUGAACACUG
Messenger RNA from Phycodurus eques (leafy seadragon), 740 nucleotides. It is a transcript of the gene rln3a, whose product is annotated as relaxin 3a. The transcript has 2 exons. Gene Ontology annotation, molecular function: hormone activity. The record is from RefSeq and is a predicted model, not a curated record. The coding region runs from base 56 to 490 and encodes 144 amino acids. NCBI's taxonomy places the organism in Eukaryota, Metazoa, Chordata, Actinopteri, Syngnathiformes, Syngnathidae. Gene Ontology annotation, cellular component: extracellular region.